Bipolaris zeicola 26-R-13 is the source of this 1035-nucleotide messenger RNA. RefSeq lists its product as uncharacterized. The coding region runs from base 1 to 1035 and encodes 344 amino acids. The record is from RefSeq and is a predicted model, not a curated record. Gene Ontology annotation, cellular component: eukaryotic translation initiation factor 3 complex, eIF3m. The transcript has 3 exons. Gene Ontology annotation, biological process: translational initiation. Gene Ontology annotation, molecular function: metallopeptidase activity; translation initiation factor binding; translation initiation factor activity. NCBI's taxonomy places the organism in Eukaryota, Fungi, Ascomycota, Dothideomycetes, Pleosporales, Pleosporaceae.
AUGGCCGAGAACGACUCUUUCCUCCAUCUCGCGCGUCCCCUCGGCCCUGCGCCUCUGGGUGCCCAGCCAUCGACUGCCCCGCUGAACGUCGCCAUCCAGCCCCAGGCCGUCUUCUCAAUCCUCGACCACGCCCUCCGCCGCCCCGCCGACCAGGAACGCGUCAUUGGUACCCUUCUCGGCACCCGCAGCGAAGACGGCACUGAGAUUGAGAUCCGCAACUGCUAUGCUGUCCCCCACACCGAGACGGCCGAGCAGGUCGAGGUCGACAUGGACUACCAAAAGCAAAUGCUUGCUCUUCACCUCCGCGCCAACCCCCGCGAAGUCCUCGUCGGCUGGUACGCAACCAGCAGCGACCUCAACACCUUCUCUGCUCUCAUCCAGAACUUCUACAGCCAGCAGGGCGACGGAACAUGGCCACACCCCGCUGUCCACCUGACUGUCUCAACUGUUCCCGGCCAGGAUAUCGAGUCCAAGACAUACAUCUCGGCACCCAUUGGCGUCACUGCCGAGCGCGCAGCCGACUCUUGCCUGUUCAUCCCAGUGCCCCACGAGAUCAAGUACGGCGAGGCCGAGAGGUCGGGUCUGGAGCUCAUCUCAUCCGCAAAGGACAGCGAGGACCGGUCACAAGAGGUUAUGACCGACCUGGAUUCAUUGGAGCGCGCCAUCCAACAUGUUCUUGACAUGCUUGAGCGCGUGUCCACCUACGUUAACAAUGUUUUGGACGAAGAGGCCGAGCCUUCAUCCGCACUGGGCCAGUUCCUGAUGAACGCACUCAGCUUAGCACCCAAGGUUGAGCCUGCUGACAUUGAGCGCGACUUCAACGCACACAUCCAGGAUGUCCUUGUGGUAUCAUACCUCGCAAACACAAUCCGCACACAAAUCGACCUCUCCAACCGCCUGGCAACAGCAGCGCUGACCAUGGGUGGUGGUGAUGUUCUUGGCGGCGAAGGCAAGAAAGAUGGCGAAAACAGAGGCAAGGGAGGUGACCGACGAGGCGGAGGCAAGGGCAGGCAGCAGAGGGAACAAGAGGCAUGA